Messenger RNA from Octodon degus (degu), 1124 nucleotides. RefSeq names its product carbonic anhydrase 4 (gene Ca4). Bases 70 to 1005 code for a protein of 311 amino acids. The transcript is spliced from 8 exons. Gene Ontology annotation, molecular function: zinc ion binding; carbonate dehydratase activity. NCBI's taxonomy places the organism in Eukaryota, Metazoa, Chordata, Mammalia, Rodentia, Octodontidae. The record is from RefSeq and is a predicted model, not a curated record. Gene Ontology annotation, cellular component: plasma membrane.
AGGAUCGCGACACGUACCCCCCACCCCUGUGCGACACCCCGGGCUCCGUGAUCUUCGCUGUCGCGCACCAUGAGACUGCCAUUCACUGUCCUCGUCCUGGCUCUGGCCACGUCCAGGGCUGACGCAGAGUCACACUGGUGCUACGACAUUCAAGCUGACAACUACCAGCAGAACUGCCAGAGGCCUGCCCAGUGGGAUGGAGAGUGCCAGAAGAGCCACCAGUCCCCGGUUGAUAUUGUCACCAACAAGGCUAGGCUGGACCACAACCUGAAGGACUUCUCUUUCUCUGGCUAUGACAAGAAGGAAAGGCUGACUGUCCAGAACAACGGGCACACAGUAAUGGUGUCGCUGAAACCUGAUGUCACGAUUAGGGGAGGAGGCCUGGCCACACAGUAUCGGGCCACGCAGCUGCACUUGCACUGGUCCGAGAGCCUGAACAAGGGCUCGGAGCACAGCCUCAAUGGGCAACGCUUCGCCAUGGAGAUGCACAUCGUGCACGAGAAGGAGACGAGCACAUGGAGCCUCAAGGAAGAGGCCCAGAACCCUAAAGACCAGAUUGCCGUGCUGGCCUUCCUCGUGGAGGAGGGAAAUGAGCCCAAUGAAGGCUUCGCACUUCUGCUGGAGGCCCUGAGCCGUAUCCCCAAGCCCGGUAUGAGCACCACCAUGGAGACAAGCAGCAUAAUGGACCUGCUGCCCAAGGAGGACAGACUGCGACACUACUUCCGCUACCAGGGCUCGCUCACCACACCGGCCUGCAACGAGACAGUUGUGUGGACUGUGUUCAAAGAGCACAUUCUGCUCCACAAAGACCAGAUCCUGGCCUUCUCCCAGAAGCUGUACUAUGAUGAUGAGGAGAAACAGAAGAUGACAGACAAUGUCAGGCCCGUGCAGCCCCUGGGAGACCGCCUGGUGUACACAUCGCGGGCCCCUGGACAGCUGCUGCCCGUGCCCCUGCCUGCCUUGCUGCUGCCUGCGCUCACCUACCUGGCGUCCGGUGUCCUCUGACAAUGGCUCAUUUCUGGACAGUGCCCCCUGACCGUAGACUUCAGAGGACUUGGCUUCCAGUCUUUAUGUUUCCUGGGUUGGACUCUUGGUGAUUAAAAUAUGGGUAUAUUUUUUGAGAA